AUGGGGAACUGGGCUGUAAAUGAGGGACUAUCCAUUUUUGUCAUUCUAGUAUGGCUGGGGAUGAACGUGUUCCUCUUUGUCUGGUACUACCGGGUUUAUGAUCUUCCAGAUAAAUUCUUUUACACUCGAAAACUUCUUGGGUCUGCAUUGGCAUUGGCCAGGGCCCCUGCAGCCUGCUUGAAUUUCAACUGCAUGCUGAUCCUGCUGCCAGUUUGUCGAAAUCUGCUCUCCUUCCUCAGAGGCUCCAGUGCGUGCUGCUCAACAAGAAUUCGCAGACAAUUGGACAGGAACCUCACCUUUCACAAAAUGGUGGCCUGGAUGAUUGCUCUUCACACUGCUAUUCACACCAUUGCACAUCUAUUUAAUGUGGAGUUUUGUGUGAACGCUCGUGUCAACAAUUCUGAUCCUUAUUCAAUAGCACUCUCUGAUAUUGGUGAUAAGCCUAACGAAACUUAUCUCAAUUUUGCUCGACAGAGAAUCAAGAACCCUGAAGGAGGUCUGUAUGUGGCUUUUACUCUGUUGGCGGGCAUCACUGGAGUUGUCAUCACACUGUGCCUAAUAUUAAUUAUCACCUCCUCUACCAAAACCAUACGGAGAUCUUACUUUGAAGUGUUUUGGUACACACACCAUCUCUUUGUGAUCUUCUUCAUCGGUCUCGCCAUUCAUGGAGCUCAUCGGAUUGUGCGUGGACAGACGGAAGACAGUUUGAAGGAGCACAACCCACGCCAUUGUUCUCAAUAUAUCACAGAGUGGGGGAAAAGACCAGACUGCCCAAUUCCAGAAUUCUCUGGGAACCCUCCUAUGACUUGGAAAUGGAUCGUGGGUCCCAUGUUCCUGUAUCUCUGUGAGAGGUUGGUCAGGUUUUGGCGAUCUCAACAGAAGGUGGUCAUCACCAAGGUGGUCACUCACCCUUUCAAAACUAUUGAGCUGCAGAUGAAGAAGAAGGGAUUCAAGAUGGAGGUGGGACAAUACAUUUUUGUGAAGUGUCCCAAGGUGUCCAAUCUGGAGUGGCAUCCAUUCACACUGACAUCUGCCCCUGAGGAGGACUUCUUUAGCAUCCAUAUUCGCAUUGUUGGGGAUUGGACAGAGGGGCUGUUCAAUGCUUGUGGAUGUGAUAAGCAGGAGUUUCAAGAUGCCUGGAAACUACCCAAGAUAGCGGUUGACGGACCUUUUGGCACAGCCAGUGAAGAUGUGUUUAGCUAUGAGGUGGUGAUGUUAGUGGGAGCAGGGAUCGGAGUCACACCCUUUGCAUCCAUUCUCAAGUCAGUCUGGUACAAAUAUUGCAAUAAUGCCACCAAUCUGAGGCUCAAAAAGAUCUACUUCUACUGGCUGUGCCGGGACACACAUGCCUUUGAAUGGUUCGCAGACCUGCUGCAGCUACUGGAGGCACAGAUGCAGGAGAGAGACAAUGCUGGCUUCCUCAGCUACAACAUCUACCUCACCGGCUGGGAUGAAUCUCAGGCCAACCACUUUGCUGUGCAUCAUGAUGAGGAGAAAGAUGUGAUCACAGGCCUGAAACAGAAGACCUUGUAUGGCCGUCCGAACUGGGAUAAUGAGUUCAAGACAAUUGCGAGUCAGCACCCAAAUACCAGAAUUGGAGUUUUCCUCUGUGGACCUGAAGCCUUGGCUGAAACUCUCAGUAAACAGAGCAUUUCCAACUCCGAAUCUGGCCCUCGAGGAGUGCAUUUCAUUUUCAACAAGGAAAAUUUUUAA
Molecule: messenger RNA, 1713 nt
Organism: Elephantulus edwardii (Cape elephant shrew)
Lineage: Eukaryota; Metazoa; Chordata; Mammalia; Macroscelidea; Macroscelididae
Product: cytochrome b-245 heavy chain-like
Exons: 13
Coding region: 1-1713 (570 amino acids)
Biological process (GO): defense response; superoxide anion generation
Cellular component (GO): NADPH oxidase complex; plasma membrane
Molecular function (GO): superoxide-generating NAD(P)H oxidase activity
Source: RefSeq, a predicted model, not a curated record